UAUAAGUGACAAACAUGCACACGUGCCGAGAGGCCGUAAAAGAUGUGCAGUUACACAACGGGCUCGUUCUAGUGCAAAUAAAGCCCGUCCUCAAGAGCAGUCUACAUGUUGCUUUCAGCCAAGAAGGUCCAAUAAACGAUUGUUUAGUCAUCAACAAUGGCAAAUCACAACAUUAGACUGAUGAUUGGCAUCGUGCUGGCGUUGAUUUUCUUCAUCGUCACUAUGGUAUUCAGUGCUCUGGCAGCGCCGGGAAUAUAUCCAUUUUUGGAGUCCACAGGUAAUAUUUCAGAUGAGUUUGACACCCAGAUCACCCCUGCAGGAUGGACCUUCAGCAUCUGGUCGAUCAUUUAUGUCUUUCAGGCUUUGGUGGUGGUCUACGCCCUCUCCGGCAUCUUUAGGAAGAAUGCCUACGGUUACGUCUACUGCAGUCCUGCUAUUUUGCCACAAGGAUUUUUUCAGACUUGGUGCUUGAAUCUGGCCCUGAACACUGGGUGGUUGUUUCUGUGGGACAGAAGGUCGAUGAUUCCCGCCCUGAUUUUCCUCAUCCUGAUCGCCUUGACUAACUACAUGGUGAUAUUCUUCGCCUGCCACGGUCUCCACAGCUAUGGAGCCUGGCUCAAAAAAUACCACAAAGUCGACCUGUGGCUCCACCGUGUCUUGGUUCAGAAUGGCAUAGCCAUAUAUGCAACGUGGACAACCAUCGCAUCCCUAGUUAACUUGACCAUUGUGCUGACCAGAGAUGCGAACAUGUCCCAGACGAACGCCGCCACGCUCUCACUCUCAGUUUUGACCGUACUGCUGUUUGUGUGGUUCAUCCUUGAGAACUCCGUCCUCGAUAAAUAUGUAAGGUACAUUCUCACCAUUUACCCGUCGGCGAUCUGGGCACUGACGGGAGUAUUCACGAAAAACUACGACGCUGCGAAUCCGACUCGCAAUAACAUCUUCAUUGUUGCACUGUUGGCUUCAGCUUGUGCCUUGUUCGUCGCGCGGAUCGUUUUGGUCACCUGGAAGAACAUCAACAGGCCAUUUUACAAAGACGUCAGCCCAGAUGACAUGUCCCCGAUGGAGAUCGCAGAGAAGCAGAACAGGAUAUUUAAGUGAAAAUGUUGAGUGGAUGUCUUUUUGUUGAUAUAAACAUUUUUGUAUUCAGCUUCUGUGUGAGAUGUCUAUAUGCGUUGUAUAUAGUGUUAUUGAUAAAUUCAGCCUCAGAGCUUCUGGGAAAAAAAAAAAAAAAGUGGCACAGGAAUAACGCAGGAGUCGUGAUAAUGUGAACAAUUCCUCCCUAAAUGAUUGUUUAUUGUUUGUUUUCAUUUUGUGCAUUUUGACUUUGUAUGCUGUUUGAAAUAAAUACUGCUUUCCCUCA
This is a messenger RNA of Acanthopagrus latus (yellowfin seabream), 1363 nucleotides long. RefSeq lists its product as uncharacterized. The coding region runs from base 157 to 1101 and encodes 314 amino acids. The record is from RefSeq and is a predicted model, not a curated record. NCBI's taxonomy places the organism in Eukaryota, Metazoa, Chordata, Actinopteri, Spariformes, Sparidae. The transcript has 8 exons.